Messenger RNA from Anopheles gambiae (African malaria mosquito), 405 nucleotides. RefSeq names its product selenoprotein V-like. The record is from RefSeq and is a predicted model, not a curated record. Lineage: Eukaryota; Metazoa; Arthropoda; Insecta; Diptera; Culicidae. The transcript is spliced from 2 exons. The coding region runs from base 1 to 405 and encodes 134 amino acids.
AUGCCCGUCCUGAAAUCUGUGCCAGUCCUGAUACCGGUGCCAGUCCUGCCCCCGAAGCCAGUCCUGAUCCCGAUGCCAGGCCUGAUCCCGAAGCGCGUCCUGAUACCGGUGUCCGUCCUGAUCCUGAUGCCCGUCCUGAAAUCGGUGCCAGUCUUGAUACCGGUGCCAGUCCUGCUCCCGAUGCCAGGCCUGAUCCCGAUGCCAGCCCUAUUCCCGAAGCCCGUCCUGAUACCGGUGCCUGUCCUGAUGCCAGUGCCCGUCAUGAUACCGGUGCCAGUACAGAUACCGGUACUCGUCCUGAUAUCGGUGUCAGUACUGAUAUCGUUGCUAGUCCAGGUCCCGAUUGCUGUACCGAUUUCGAUCGCUGUCCUGACGCCGUUCCCGGUCCUGAUCCAAAAUAAGUGA